This is a messenger RNA of Aspergillus saccharolyticus JOP 1030-1, 2336 nucleotides long. RefSeq names its product glutamate--tRNA ligase GUS1. Bases 66 to 2201 code for a protein of 711 amino acids. The record is from RefSeq and is a predicted model, not a curated record. Lineage: Eukaryota; Fungi; Ascomycota; Eurotiomycetes; Eurotiales; Aspergillaceae. Gene Ontology annotation, cellular component: cytosol; cytoplasm; methionyl glutamyl tRNA synthetase complex. Gene Ontology annotation, biological process: translation; glutamyl-tRNA aminoacylation. The transcript has 2 exons. Gene Ontology annotation, molecular function: glutamate-tRNA ligase activity; ATP binding.
CCGCAUUUUCCGUCUUCCUCCAUCUUCUCCAUCUUCUGUAUUCCAUUCUCACUUGGAGAGCAGAAAUGUCGCAGUUCCAGCUGACUCUGGCCACUCGGGCCAACCAGGCCGCUUUGCUGCCUGUUCUUCUGGUCGCCACUUCGCUCAACCAGGAGAAGGAGGUGAUUGCUAUCAACUACGAAGAUUCCGCUCUUCUCAGCCGUGGAGACAACGCUAUCGUCGAAUUCAGCGGCGCCAACGGUGCGCCCGUUUAUGGCUCGGAUAAUGCCAUCAAGGAGCUGCGUGCUGCUUUCCCCUUCUUGAACGCCAAGGACGAGAAGCUGGAGACCGAAUGGCUCUCUCAAUUCGAGUCGUUCACCACUCUCGACUUCAAAACCCUCGAACCUCAGCUCCAGCGCCUGAACAACCACCUCCUUCUUCGGUCGUUCGUCGCCGGUUACUCCCUCUCGACUGCCGAUCUCGCCAUUUGGGGUGCUCUGAGGGGCAACAAGGUUGCGAUUUCUCCUGUGCGCAAGGGUGCUCUGGUGAGCGUGACUCGCUGGUUUAACUUCAUCGACGAGCUCUGCCCCUGGGCCGCUACAGCUCUCGAGCACAUGAACGCCGUUGCCAAGGAGAAGAAGACUGCCAAGGCUAAGGAGGGAGCCAGCUACGACAUUAACCUCCUCAACACCGACAAGGGUGUGGUGACUCGCUUCCCCCCUGAGCCUUCCGGGUAUCUUCACAUUGGACACGCCAAGGCUGCUCUUCUGAACGACUACUUUGCACACGAGAAGUAUAACGGGACUCUGUUGGUUCGCUUCGAUGACACCAACCCCUCAAACGAGAAGCUGGAAUUCCAGGACGCCAUCAUCGAAGAUCUUGCGCUUAUGGGAAUUAAGCCGGACCGGCUGAGCUACACCAGUGACUACUUUGACCUCCUGUACGACUAUGCUAUCCGCAUCAUCAAGGAGGGACAUGCAUAUGCCGACGAUACCGAGAAGGAAACCAUGGCCGAACAGAGAAUGGUCGGCGAGCCCAGCAAGCGCCGUGAUGCCUCGGUUGAGGAGAGUCUUGCUCGUUUUGAGGAGAUGAAGCAGGGAACUCCCGAGGGAUUGCGGUGGUGUAUUCGGGCCAAGAUCUCCUAUGAUGCUCCCAACAAAACGCUCCGCGACCCCGUCAUCUACCGGUGCAACGUUGCAGAGCACCACCGGACUGGUUCGAAGUGGAAGAUCUACCCUACGUACGACUUCGCCUGCCCGAUCGUUGAUGCCCAUGAAGGAGUUACUCACGCGCUGAGAACUAUUGAGUACCGUGAUCGGAAUGCCCAGUACCAGUGGUUCCUGGAUACUCUCAAGCUCCGCCAUGUUCAGAUCUGGGAUUUCGCCCGCAUGAACUUUGUGCGUACUCUUCUGUCGAAGAGAAAGCUCACAAAGCUGGUCGAAUCCGGCGCUGUCUGGGGCUGGGAUGACCCGCGUUUCCCUACUAUCCGGGGUAUUAGACGCCGUGGUAUGACCAUUCCGGCCUUGAGAGAGUUCAUCCUGAAGCAGGGUCCCAGCAAGAACAUUGUGAACCUCGAUUGGACCCUCUUCUGGGCUACCAACAAGAAGUACAUCGACCCCGUUGCCCCCAGACACACUGCUCUCUUCAAGAACCAGUUGGUCAAGGCCAAGCUGAACGGCGCCCCCGCCGCUUACACCGAGGACAAGCCCAAGCACGCCAAGAACCCGGCCAUCGGCACCAAGAAGGUGACCUUCAGCGGCUCCAUCCUGUUCGACCAGGAGGACGCCAAGACCUUCAAGCAGGACGAGGAGAUCACUCUCAUGGCCUGGGGUAACGCCAUCGUCCGCAAGAUUGAAACCGACGCCGCUACCGGCGCGGUCACUUCCCUGGAGCUCGACCUCCACUUGGAGGGCGACUUCAAGAAGACCGAGAAGAAGGUGACCUGGCUCUCGGCCGACCAGGAGCUCGUUCCCGUCGAGCUGGUCGACUUCGACUUCCUGCUCAACAAGGACACGAUGACCGAGGAGGACACCCUGGAGGCGGUGCUGAACCCCAAGACCGAGUUCCGCGACGAGGCCGUGGCCGAUGCCAACGUCGCCGACCUGAAGGAGGGCGACAUCAUCCAAUUCGAGCGCAAGGGCUACUACCGUCUCGACCGCCCCUAUGCUCCUGGCCAGCCCGCCGUUCUGUUCAACAUCCCUACGGGUAAGGCUGGUAAAUAAAUUCACACAAGCGUUCUCUAGAGGGCGUCGUGGUGGGUGGAGUAUGAAGAUACGAACUGUUCAUGUACUUCCCAGAUAGAAUAUUUGCCAAUUUAAAAGCAAAAGGAUUUGAGCGGAGGUUCGUGAUGAAUAGUG